AUGAAAGCUGUUGGUAACAAGAAUAAAUUGGAAGAAGUAUUAUUAAAAAGAGCAAAUAAUUUGGCAGAAAGGGGAAACAGCAUGUCUAGUGAGAGUAAAUACAGUAAGAGCAUUUUUGGGUUGAUUAGAAAUAGCAAGUAUGAUGGCACAAAUGCAGAAAUUAUUAGGGACAAUUAUGAGAAAAUACAAAAGAAAGGGUCUUGUUAA
This is a messenger RNA of Cetraspora pellucida, 207 nucleotides long. The record is from the annotation of a GenBank genome assembly. Lineage: Eukaryota; Fungi; Glomeromycota; Glomeromycetes; Diversisporales; Gigasporaceae.